Messenger RNA from Copidosoma floridanum, 1624 nucleotides. RefSeq names its product NADH dehydrogenase (ubiquinone) 49 kDa subunit (gene ND-49). Gene Ontology annotation, biological process: mitochondrial electron transport, NADH to ubiquinone. The record is from RefSeq and is a predicted model, not a curated record. Gene Ontology annotation, molecular function: NAD binding; quinone binding; oxidoreductase activity, acting on NAD(P)H. Gene Ontology annotation, cellular component: respiratory chain complex I. NCBI's taxonomy places the organism in Eukaryota, Metazoa, Arthropoda, Insecta, Hymenoptera, Encyrtidae.
AGUGGUUAGUUGUAUCUGUCAAACUGUGUGUCUCCUAUGAGUCUGACAUGCAAAGCUUGAUGAGAUUAUGAAAGUAUAAGUAUAUUUUGGCUUAAGCAUUUUCACUAUGUUAUUUAGAGUAUUGAGAACAGUUUACAAAAAAACCUCAAAAUGUGUCUUUUCAAACGAAAAUUCUUGCUUGUACAUCCACAAGUCAACGUUGCUUAACAAUCGAGCAGCUUCAUAUUGGUUCCCCAAUAAAGAACAUUUCAAAGAAUUAAUGAGCUUACCUUCCAUGGAAACUCUUCAUCCAACUAAAUGGGAUUUUCCUUCUCAUAUAAAAUAUCAGAUGUUACCUCCAAAAACAAUCAAGAAUAUGAAAGUUAACUUUGGUCCCCAACAUCCAGCAGCUCAUGGUGUACUAAGACUUGUGUUAGAAUUAGAUGGUGAAGUAGUUUUGAAUGCAGAUCCGCACAUAGGGCUUCUCCACAGAGGCACUGAAAAAUUAAUAGAAUAUAAAACGUACAUUCAAGCAUUACCUUAUUUUGAUCGUCUUGAUUAUGUAUCUAUGAUGUGCAAUGAACAAGGUUUUUCUCUUGCAGUGGAAAAGCUCCUGAACAUUGAAGUUCCUGUGCGUGCCAAGUAUAUACGAACUUUGUUUGCUGAAUUGACACGUAUUUUGAAUCAUAUCAUGGGGAUAGGAACACAUGCUUUAGACAUAGGAGCUUUAACUCCAUUUUUCUGGUUGUUUGAAGAAAGAGAAAAACUGAUGGAAUUUUAUGAACGAGUUAGUGGUGCACGAAUGCAUUCAGCAUAUGUAAGGCCUGGAGGUGUGGCUCUUGAUCUCCCUCUUGGGCUUAUGGAUGAUAUAUAUGAGUGGGCUUCAAAAUAUUCGGAGAGGCUUGACGAAAUAGAAGAUAUAUUAUCAGAAAACAGAAUUUGGAUUCAGCGUACAAAAGAUAUAGGUAUUAUUAGCGCAGAAGAUGCUUUAAAUUAUGGCUGCAGUGGAGUUAUGCUACGAGGUUCUGGAAUAAAGUGGGAUAUUAGAAAAUCUGAGCCAUAUGAUGCCUAUGACCUUGUGGAAUUCGAUAUACCUAUUGGUAUUAGAGGCGAUUGCUAUGACAGGUAUCUUUGUCGUAUGGAGGAAAUGAGACAGUCUUUGAGAAUCAUUGAACAAUGUUUAAAUAAAAUGCCAAGAGGUGAAGUAAAAACAGAUGAUGCGAAAAUAGUGCCCCCUAGUCGAAAAGAAAUGAAAACUAGUAUGGAAGCUUUAAUUCACCAUUUUAAAUUAUUCACACAAGGAUUUCAAGUACCUCCAGGUAGUACUUACACCUGUAUCGAAGCACCAAGAGGAGAAUUUGGUGUGUACUUAGUCAGUGAUGGUAGUUCGAAGCCGUACAGAUGUAAAAUUAAGGCUCCUGGGUUUGCACAUCUUGCUACAUUACAAAAAAUUGGCCCUGGGCAUAUGUUAGCUGAUAUAGUAGCCAUAAUUGGGACUCUUGAUGUUGUAUUUGGUGAAAUAGAUCGAUGAUUUUGUACCUUUAUUAUUGAUUAAAUUACAAUAGGAGUUGUAUUUUUCAGCUGUGUUUGUAACAUACAAAAAAUCUGAAUAAAAUAAAAAACGAUUACUUAGUGGCAAUAUAAA